Messenger RNA from Gymnodraco acuticeps, 5743 nucleotides. Its product is annotated as diacylglycerol kinase zeta-like. Lineage: Eukaryota; Metazoa; Chordata; Actinopteri; Perciformes; Bathydraconidae. Gene Ontology annotation, molecular function: protein binding; ATP-dependent diacylglycerol kinase activity. Gene Ontology annotation, biological process: regulation of synaptic transmission, glutamatergic; intracellular signal transduction; lipid phosphorylation. The record is from RefSeq and is a predicted model, not a curated record. Gene Ontology annotation, cellular component: nucleus.
GCUGUGUCUCUCGCCCUCUCCCCCUCUCUGCUCCACAUCUGCUGUCAGAGCUCAGCUCAGUGCAGUGUGAGCGCGCCACAUAGAUACACGAGAGCUCGGAUGGAUACGUUUCUCCGCCUUAAUCAGCAUUUCUAAAGGAGGAUUGGAACAAAAGAUCUGGACUAUCAUCAAUUAUUAUGGAGACCAUCUUCUGUUGUACGGAUCUCAAAGCAUCAUCAGAAGACGGAAGGGGAAAGGCGAUGCCAUGUCCUUUAAUUGAGUAAAGAUUCUUAGAUACCACAUAUCAUUUUUAGCACCAUCCAUAUCUGCAGACAUGAUGGAUUUCUUCUUCCGUGGCCGUCAGAAGAAACCGAAGCACGGUGCUGCUCUUCAGACCAGCAAAGCCAGGAGGCGCUCUAGUGCGGGUCUGCCUUCCGCGGCGUUGGUUCAGUCCAGGCGCUCCUCGGUGGGCUUACCUCCGGUGUGUGCUGAGCAGCGCCGGCGCCCCAUUGUGGGCUCAUUGGUGGCUACUGGACAAAGGCGCCACUCCAUCAUAGAGGUAGGUUUAACAAGUGAAGCAGAGGGAGGAUCUGGAAGAGGAACUGAGAGAGCUGAUGGAGUCAUCACGAGAGGAAGGCGGGGGUUUCAGUACAAACCUCACCAUGCUCGUGGUGGCAUUCAGCGUGGGAUGGCACUGCGAUAUCGACGUCCUUCUAGAAUCAAAUCUAUUGAAUCUCAUUUAUUCGGUUCCUCUUUGUUACUUGCAAGUGUAGUCCAGAUGGGUAGAGAAGUGAAGGAAGAUGAAGAGGAGGACACCUCUUCCUGUUCGGAGUCUGAUGGAGAGGAAGGGAGUGAGGAACGGGAUAUGAGCUUGAGGACUACACAUUGGUACUUAACCCAGGCAGACAUUAUGGAGAACAUUAAGCCCCGCCCCUUGCUCCGCCCCCCUCGCUGCCUGAGACGAAACUCCUCCCACCCCCUUCCAGACUCAGGUUAUGGGGUUUACGGACGGUAUAAUCGACGUGGGUCAAGUCAAGUUCAGUGGACAGAGAAGAUGAAACAGAUCCAGACCUCCACGAUCAGCCCCAGCCUGGGUCAGCUAGCCUCUGCGGGGCGGAGUUCCGAGGGGGGGGCUGCUCCAAUAAACAGGGCCCGCUAUGGCUCCACUCUCCAGAAAAGCACCUCUUCACCACUAGGGGGGGCCGAGGGAACCAUAUACUAUGACCCUUAUCUGGAAACAUGGGAGAACUUCCUGACGAAAGCCAUAGCUAAGUCGGGCCUGCAGACGCUGCCCUGCCAGCCCAGCACAUCCUCCCUGACCAGAACCGACUCAGAGGCACACAUCCGCAGCACUUUGGACUGGACUGAGGCGGCUCAGUAUGGAGAUCAUAUCUGGUAUGAGACCAAUGCAUCUGGAGACUACUGUUAUGUGGGGGAACAACACUGUAUAGCCAGAGCACUGCAAAAGUCUGUGAGUCGCAGGAAGUGUGCAGCGUGUAAGAUCGUGGCCCACACCAUCUGUAUAGAACAACUGGAGAAGAUUAAUUUCAGGUGUAAGCCGUCUUUCAGAGAAUCCGGCUCUAGGAACAUCCGCGAGCCCGCUGUGGUGCGUCAUCACUGGGUGCAUCGGAGAAGGCAAGAAGGCAAAUGUAAACAAUGUGGGAAAGGCUUCCAGCAGAAGUUUGCGUUCCACAGUAAAGACAUCGUGGCCAUCAGCUGCUCCUGGUGCAAACAGGCUUACCACAACAAGGUGUCCUGCUUCAUGCUGCAGCAGAUUGAAGAGGCUUGCCCAAUAGGAGCUCACGCUGCACUCAUAGUCCCGCCCACAUGGAUCAUUCGCGUCCGACGCCAGUCAUCUAUGAAGUCCAGUAAAAAGAAGAAGAGAACAUCAUUCAAGAGGAAAAGCAGCAAGAAAGGAGCCGAGGAAGGACGGCAGUGGAAACCUUUUUUAAUCAGACCCAUCCCUUCACCGCUGAUGAAACCUCUGCUGGUGUUUGUCAACCCCAGAAGUGGAGGGAACCAGGGAACUAAGAUCAUGCAGUCCUUCAUGUGGUAUCUGAACCCCAGGCAGGUGUUUGACCUGAGCCAGGGAGGACCACAGGAGGGUUUGGAGCUGUAUCGCCGAGUGCACAACCUGAAAAUCCUGGCCUGUGGGGGGGAUGGAACUGUGGGCUGGAUCCUCUCUUGUCUCGAUGAACUGGCGAUAAAUCCUCAGCCUCCUGUUGCUGUGUUACCACUGGGGACAGGAAAUGACCUCGCCAGGACCCUCAACUGGGGAGGGGGCUACACAGACGAGCCUCUGUCUAAGAUUCUGUCCCAUGUGGAGGAUGGGACUGUUGUCCAGCUGGACCGGUGGAAUCUACAGGUUGAACCAAACCACAGUGCAGGGGCUGAACCUGACGAACAGCAGACUGAUAAGCUCCCUCUAGAUGUUUUCAACAAUUACUUCAGUCUUGGAUUUGAUGCCCAUGUGACUCUGGAGUUUCACGAGUCAAGAGAGGCCAACCCAGAGAAGUUCAACAGUCGUUUCAGAAACAAGAUGUUCUAUGCUGGGACAGCGUUCUCAGAUUUUCUGAUGGGAAGCUCCAAAGACCUGUCAAAGCACAUCAGAGUGGUGUGUGACGGGACAGAUUUGACCUCAAAGGUUCAGGUGAAGCUGCAGUGUCUGGUGUUCCUCAACAUCCCCAGAUACUGUGCAGGCACCACACCAUGGGGUAACCCCGGAGACCAUCACGACUUCGAGCCUCAGCGCCAUGAUGACGGAUACAUCGAGGUCAUCGGGUUUACUAUGACCUCACUGGCUACUCUCCAGGUCGGAGGUCAUGGUGAGAGGUUGAACCAGUGCAGAGAAGUCACCCUGACAACUACCAAACCACUGCCAGUACAGGUGGACGGUGAGCCGUGUAGACUGGCUCCCUCUGUCAUCACCAUCAGCCUGAGAAACCAGGCCAACAUGAUCCAGAAGACCAAACGCAGGACCUCACUGCCACACCUCAAUGAUCAGCAGCCGGUGCCUGAGAGGCUGAGGAUCAGAGUGAGCAGGAUCAGCAUGACUGACUACGAGGCUCUGCACUACGACAAGGACAAACUACGGCAAGCAUCCAUUCCUCUGGGACUCAUCGUGGUGUCUGGUGACAGCGACUUAGAGACCUGCAGAGAACACAUCCAGCGUUUACAGGAGGAGGAGGCCGCCAAGCCAAAGAGUGUAUCUUCGCAGAGACUAUCUCCAAAGUGGUGUUUCCUUGACUCUACAACAGCAGAUCGCUUCUACAGGAUAGACAGAGCACAGGAACAUCUGAACUACGUAUCAGAAAUCUCCCAAGAAGAGAUCUUCAUCCUGGACCCUGAACUGGUAGUCAUGACAACGGUGGGCACCUCACCCUCAGCCAUGCCGGACCUGGUUACCCCCGCCUCCGGCCUGGUGAACAGCAGAGAAAGCACCUCUAGUCAGUCCUCCAACCAGGUGUUUGUGUACCCCAUCACCUCCACCUCAACCCCCCCUUCACCCUCUGCUCCCAGCAGCUCUUCCCAGAGGCAGCGAGUGAACAGUGACAGCUCUGCAGCUGAAGCUCUGACACACAGCGCUGCACCUGUGGCCAGCAAGCUCAGCAGGGCGGGUUGCAUCCAUCGUUCCAACACCACUGCUGCUGAUUUCAAACCAAGACUGAGACAGGAGAAGAUCCAGAAGACAAGUGAGGCUGAGAGGGAGCGAGAAACAGAGAUGUUGAUCCAGUGUGUGAAGAACAAGGAUGAGAAGAAGCUGCAGGAGCUGCACCUGAAGGGGGCGGAGCUUACGGUGAUUGACGCGUCAGGCUGCAGUCUGCUGCACCACGCCGUCUCUGCAGGAAGCAAGGAGAUGGUCCGCUACAUCCUGGACAAUGCUCCCAGUGAUCUGCUCGAUGUCACAGAAAAUCAGCAUGGGGAGACGGUUCUGCAUCGUGCUGCCUCUCUGUGCCACAGGACCAUCUGCCAUUACCUGGUGGAAGCAGGAGCCUCGCUGAUGAAGACAGACCUGCAGGGUGAGACUCCGAAGAACCGGGCUGAGAAAGCUCAGGACUCUGAACUGGCCGCCUACCUGGAGAACAGACAGCACUACCAGAUGAUCCAGAGAGAGGACCAGGAGACGGCCGUCUGACGGACCCUUUAUGAGCAGGAUGAAGACACUUCCUCAUGAGACUGACAGCCGCUCGCUGAUGGCGGGAUACCAUUCUGCUUUCCAGGAAAUGACUCGUCGGCAGACUGCGAGGGAAGCUGUGCCAAACGCGAUCGCAGCGGGGUGAUGCAGGUAACCAGAGGAGAUGUAAAUGAAGUCAUUCCUUUUCAUUUUGAGGCGCUCAGUAAUCAAAAGUGUUUGUGAAGUCGAGAAAAAAAGAGACAAUUUUCCUGACUCAGUGAUUCAAUUUGAAAGACUCGUUCUUUAAAGUUCUUUCAUAUCAAACACAUUCAAAAGACUCCUUCCUGAAACCAGAAGUGAUCAUCUGCCAUAUGUGAGUCAUAGUGUGGAGUUCUGAGGAGUGGAUGAGGUGAUGUCAUGGUGGAACAACACUCAGGAAAUGCCAUUUAUUCCACACAACCAUGGAGGCUGCAUCACAUUCCUGACCAAAAGGAAGGUGAGAUUCUGAAAUAUCCCGGGUGUAGGGAAUGUGGCGCCAGACGAAAGUUAAUUGAACAUGUUAAUUGAGUGUUGUCCCGGUGGUUAAAGGGCCAAAGACAAAGGUCAAGGGGUCAAAACACUUCAUAGAAAUCCGAUCACUGGCUUUUGAAAUACCUUGCCGUGGACCAAAGAUGUGUGCAUGAUGGCGUUCAGCUCAGAGCCAAUCAGAAUGCUUCAUGAACAUCAGGUUUCAUGAUUCACUCACACCCUGACGCUGAGCUCCAUCAUGGCUGAUGGCUGUGUGAUUAUUCCUUAUGUUGUGAACCUGCUUACCUUACCCGCAUGACCUUUUUAAGAUAUUGUACAUAUAUGAUGUUGACUUAUCUCAACUUCUAAUAGAGAUAACUAUUAUUUAUAAUAAUCAAUGUCAUGUUUUUUUGGUGCCUGUGCUGAAGAAUUUGAUAUCUGAGAAUGUCAAAUGACAUCAAGUGUGUGUAUGAUUAAAAGGAAAACAUAUAUUGUUAAUGUAUAUUAAGAUCGUUGUAUUAGAAUCAGAUCAUUUUGAUUAUUCCACGUGCCAAACUUCAACGCUUGUUUACAUAAAGAUCAUUGACAUUUGAAAUAGUGAUGAGUUCAACACUGUCAGGAUCGUGGGAUUUUUGAACGUCCUAACUUUGUGUGUAAUGAGGUUGUUAAAGAUUUUGUGAUCACUUAAUAGAAUAAACUCUGGAAUAAAAAGCAAACAAAAAUAUCUAGUUUACGGAAGAGGAUUAGGGGCCACACCUGACCAAAAGUAAAACAUGUUUUUGAGGUAUGACCUUAAUCUCAGGAUUCUGAGGGGAAAAAAGCCUUUUUUUUUAACUUUCAUUUCAGAAUCCCACAUCCCAACAUUUCUGCCCCUGGCCCUAAUCCUCUCCUGUACUAGUUGAGCUGUUUUGUUCGGCCUGUGAGUUUUAGCAUUGACAUGUGUCUUCAGAUUAGUUUAGCAUUGGCUCUUGCUUGUACUGCUAGCAUUGCUUUUAUGUUAUUAACAACUGUGGCCAAUCCAGUUGAUCUCUCAUGUUUAUGGCAGUUUUUGUUAAACACAUUGGUGUAAUUGUUAAAAAAUAUAAUUUUCUAAUUUGUUUUUGAGAUGAAUAUGAAGAUAAUAAAAGAAGGCAGUUUAUUUGA